Messenger RNA from Telopea speciosissima, 502 nucleotides. RefSeq names its product dCTP pyrophosphatase 1-like. Gene Ontology annotation, biological process: nucleoside triphosphate catabolic process. Gene Ontology annotation, molecular function: nucleoside triphosphate diphosphatase activity. The coding region runs from base 17 to 388 and encodes 123 amino acids. The record is from RefSeq and is a predicted model, not a curated record. NCBI's taxonomy places the organism in Eukaryota, Viridiplantae, Streptophyta, Magnoliopsida, Proteales, Proteaceae. The transcript is spliced from 2 exons.
GAAACCAAGAUUAGUCAUGGAUGGAGGCAAAGAGGGAGAGGGGAUGGUGACAGACAUAAGCCUAAAAGAUCUCUCAAGGAAGCUGGAGGAAUUUGCCAAGGCAAGAGAUUGGGAACAAUACCAUAGCCCAAGAAACCUAUUCCUUGCAAUGGUUGGUGAAGUUGGAGAGCUUUCAGAAAUAUUCCAAUGGAGGGAAGAGGUGGCCAAAGGCUUACCAAAUUGGGAGGAAUCUGAUAAAGAGCAUCUUGGGGAGGAGUUAUCUGAUGUGCUGCUUUAUCUCAUUAGGUUAGCUGAUAUGUGUGGUAUUGAUCUUGGGGAAGCUGCAAUGAAGAAAAUUGUCAAGAAUGCCAUCAAGUAUCCACCCCCAACAUCUCCUAAAGCCUUGUAAGGUUGCAAGACAUAUGCUUCAUCUCAAUCUUCAUUUUUUUUUCCCCAAAUUGCAGUGGGGGUGGACAACAUGUUUUUAAUCAUGCCCUUUCAAAAUAAAGGAAAUAAUUAUAGA